Aureobasidium subglaciale EXF-2481 is the source of this 1005-nucleotide messenger RNA. RefSeq lists its product as uncharacterized. The record is from RefSeq and is a predicted model, not a curated record. NCBI's taxonomy places the organism in Eukaryota, Fungi, Ascomycota, Dothideomycetes, Dothideales, Saccotheciaceae. Gene Ontology annotation, cellular component: membrane. The transcript is spliced from 4 exons. Bases 1 to 1005 code for a protein of 334 amino acids.
AUGAGCGGAGAGCCUGUUCUGUACAGUCUCUACGUCUACGCGCCCAACAAAGUCGCGCCCGUACUGUUCACUGUCUUGUAUGGAAUUUCGGCAGUCGGUCAUAUAUGGCAAUGCGUUCAUUACAGUGCCUGGAGAAUGAUAGGGCUUCACCCGAUGUGUGCCGUCUUCUACACCGCCGGCUAUGGUCUUCGUGAGUACGGCGCGUUCAAUUACCUGUACUCGACAACCAAUUUGAAUGCGUUCAUCGUCAGUCAAGUGAUGAUAUACAUCUGCCCACCGCUGCUGGAGCUGGCGAACUAUCACGUCUUGGGCCGCGUACUGUACUAUGUGCCCUAUUGCGCUCCAUUUCCUCCCAAUCGAAUCAUGUCGUUGUUUGGCGCACUGGUCGCCGUCGUCGAAGCACUCAAUGGUCUCGGUGUCGCCUUCACCUCUAACCCGUCUUCGUCACAAAGCGUACAAGAGCUUGGUAGUAAGUUGACCAAAGCAUCGCUCGCAUUCCAGCUUGCAGUCAUCGUUGUCUGUGUACUGCUUGCUGGUCUCUUCUAUCGCAACUGCAAGAAGCAAGGUAUCCACAGUCGAAACGUCAACGUACCACUCAUAGCACUGUCUUCGAGUAUGUUCCUCAUCCUCGUACGCUGCAUAUAUCGUCUUGUUGAACACAUGGGAAACGUCGGACUUGCCAUAGACGACUUGGAAUCGAUGAGACAGCUCACCCCGAUCCUUCGCUAUGAGUGGUUCUUUUAUGUGUUCGAAUCGACCACGAUGCUCUUCAACUCGGCUGUAUGGAACAUCUGGCAUCCUGGUCGAUACCUGCCCAGAUUACAUAACAUCUACCUUUCAUCAGAUGGCACCGAGGUAGAAGCAGUGGAAGACUCGGAUACCAGACCACUGUUGGCCAAAGCCGGAUCAGUGCUGACUUUUGGCCUAUUUUUCCGGAAGAAGAAAACGGAGAGGCAGCAGAGCUAUCUCCUAGACUCAGGCAACAGUCGCGAUUCGCAAACAUGA